Rhinopithecus roxellana (golden snub-nosed monkey) is the source of this 3451-nucleotide messenger RNA. RefSeq names its product oxidoreductase NAD binding domain containing 1 (gene OXNAD1). Gene Ontology annotation, molecular function: oxidoreductase activity. The record is from RefSeq and is a predicted model, not a curated record. The transcript has 6 exons. The coding region runs from base 63 to 920 and encodes 285 amino acids. Gene Ontology annotation, cellular component: mitochondrion. Lineage: Eukaryota; Metazoa; Chordata; Mammalia; Primates; Cercopithecidae.
AACAAGGGAGAAAGCACUAACAUCUGAGAAAGGAAAAUGGACAAGCUCUUGUUAUCCUUGUAAUGUACAGAUUUUUUCCACCAUAUUCAGACUAUAGAAAGCUAAUCUACCACCUGAAAGGGUGUCAAGGGCUGAGAAGUAAAGGAUCCUCACCCUUUACCUCAAUUGUGUCAGCAGCUAAGGUGUGUGGAGCUGCCAGUGAGUCACCGUCAGUGAAGAGCCUCCGCUUGCUUGUUGCUGAUCAAGACUUUUCCUUUAAAGCUGGCCAGUGGGUUGAUUUUUUUAUUCCAGGAGUCUCUGUGGUUGGUGGGUUUUCAAUAUGCUCCAGUCCCAGACUGCUAGAACAAGAGAGAAUGAUAGAAUUGGCAGUGAAAUAUACAAACCACCCUCCUGCCCUCUGGGUUCACAAUACGUGUACACUUGACUCAGAAGUGGCUGUGAGAGUGGGUGGAGAGUUCUUCUUUGACCCUCAGCCUGCGGAUGCCUCUAGAAACCUCGUGUUGAUUGCAGGAGGAGUUGGAAUUAACCCUCUGCUUUCCAUCCUGCGGCACGCAGCAGAUCUCCUCAGAGAGCAGGCAAACAAAAGAAGUGGAUAUGAGAUAGGAACAAUACAACUAUUCUACAGUGCAAAAAAUACCAGCGAACUCCUGUUUAAGAAAAAUAUCCUUGAUUUAGUAAAUGAAUUUCCUGAGAAGAUUGCAUGCAGUUUGCAUGUUACAAAACAGACUACACAAAUCAGUGCAGAACUCAAGCCGUACAUCACGGAAGGAAGAAUAACGGAGAAGGAGAUAAGAGAUCAUAUUUCAAAAGAGACUUUGUUCUAUAUUUGUGGCCCACCUCCAAUGACAGACUUUUUCUCCAAGCAACUGGAAAACCACCAUGUAUCCAAAGAACACAUUUGCUUUGAGAAGUGGUGGUAGGAGGCAGACACAGAAAAGAUAAAGAGGUGAGAUCUAUUCAGGAGAUCUCCUGUCCUUUGUGGCAUGAUUAAUUUUUUUUUUAUCUCUACUUGAGUUGUCUUAUUUUUUAAGGCUGUAAACGUAUUGACCAGCUGGAUAAAAGCCAGCUGGCAGACUUAAAUGAUAAACUUUUUGCAAAGACCUCAGUGAUCAAACUGUUUUUUACUACACUGAUUUUCUUUUAUUAACAACGAUUUAAUUGUCUCAUGAUGUACCAUGAUUGGUCAAUAUAGAUUUUUCUUUUGUCUUUAGACAAAAAAAUAUAUAUAUAUACUUAUGUUUAAUCAUAGGAACAUGUGAUUUUGAGUGUAAAAUGUGGGCUAGCUUUAAACUAUUUGACAACCAUCUAUAUAUCUUAUGUUUAAUAAAAUUAUAAUUUAAGUACAAUCUUAUUUUACUUUGAAAAUUCUUUUUAAUGCCUUUGUUUACUGUACUAUGGCUUACAGUCUUAUUUGGUACAUCAGAGUUAAGUUUGGACAUGGAAAAUUGUUAGGAAAACUGCUUUAGGGAGUUAAAUAUCCAGCAUAUUUGCUUUUUUGUUAAUGAAUAUAGUAAGUGUGUAUCCUAAUUGUUAGUUUCUUCUUAAAUGAAACCCUUUCUGUGUCUUGGCUGUCUGCCUUAAUGCUGUAGGAGGCAGCUUCUUGCUUGGGACAAAGGCAUUGGUGGUUGAAUCCAUGUUGGUGGUUGUUCCAUGUUGAAUCUGCCUUCAGUACCUGGGCUGGCUGUCUAUGGAAAUGUACUUAGCAUUGAUUAGGGGGUAGAGGGCUGUUUCUAAAUCCUGCUUUUUUACUUUUAUUUCACUCAUUUGCCAGAGUUGUUCUUGGCACCAGCAGCUCCUUAACAUAUAGUUGUUGAAAUGACUGAAAGAAAGCAACUGAUGUUUUAACUCCUUGCUAAGUCUGAGAUUGGGAGGCAGUCCCCUAGAGUGGAUACAGAGAAUGGUGGAGCCUCAUCCCAAAGCUGCUCUGAUGAAACUGCUAGAAAGCAGAUUGUAGUUCUUUGUUUAGAUUUUUAAAAAUCCAAAAGAAGUCCUGACUGAGGCCAGGCCAUUCCUUUUAUGACAAGUAGUCCUGGGCCCACAGUUGCCUGCAUAGAGAUCACAGGAGGGUGAAGGGAGCCUGGGAAGAAGGACAGAUGAGUGCUGGAGACCUAGGAGCUCCAGUUGAGAUUCUGUUCUGGAGCUGAUGAGAGAAGACAGGUUACCCUUUCUUAUCUUUGUUAUUGCAGGCCUCCCAGGGACUUCUGGGCUUGAACUCACAUGAUUCAUGGGACCUGAAGAUGACUCUAGCUUCUGCCCAGUUUUGAGUUUUGUCAAGUUUUAAGCAGAGAUCAUUUGUCAACCAUUUUGAUCCCAGAUUUGAAUUUGGGGAGGGAGGAGCCUUUGACCUGAUGGGAAUAUCAUAAUCCAUUCAAGGAAAUGGUCAUCAGUACCUCAGAGGUGAAGGAAAUAUGUGAAGCUCUGGGCCACUACAAGGAGCCCUGACUUAUCAGUUGGCCCCAAAGUGCCCAGGCUGAGGACAUAGAAGCAUGAUGAGAUGCGAGGAUGUGGGAUUAUCAAGGGGCACUUCUAACAACUGGUGAAGGCAGUCGGCGGGGGAGGACACCUAAAGGUAUGGGGAAAGUACGUAACCCAGGCCUCUUUGCAUCAGAGUAGAGGUGCAAGGUGAGCAUCUCCAGUGCAGCAUGGAAUGGGAGGAUUGGGAGGUGUUGCCUGCUGCCUCUGUUUGACCAGCACCACGCUGGCUGUGUGCCUGCUAUUGUCAGAGAGCAAGGGUCACCUGUCCUGGAGAUCCCAGCUCUGCCUGCCACCCUGUUGCUGACUCAGUAUUGGCAGAAUUGCUGAGAUGAGCCUUUGCCUGGAGUGUUCAUCCUUUCAGUGCUGUCAUUUUGGUGCUAAGCACUGAACAGCAUUUUCUGGUCUGGCGGAGAAUGUCCUCUUGCUCUUGCCUGCCAGGCCUGUCCUGAUCUUUUUGGUACUUAAAUUGAGCUAACUUCAGCCAGAGUGACUUGGAAUUCAUAGUGCAGUGGCUCAGAGUAUAGGCUCGAAAGCCCUUGAGCCAGAUUGCCUAGGUUCAGAUCUCACCUAUACUACUUACUAGGUAGAUGACCUUGAGCAAGUCACUUAACUGCUGUAUGCCUCAUUUAAAAUUACACACUUAAAACUACAUGUAAAAGGGAGAUGGUACUGCUACCUACCUACUACCUGAUAGGGCUGUUAUGGGGAUUGAAGGUGAUCGUACAUGUAAAGUGCUUAGCAAAACACUGCAUGAGUGUAUUGUCAUUAUUAAUUUGCUAUUCCUUGUCCUAUUCAGAAAGGAUUUCAAGAGGCUAGAUGCCUUAGAUGUGGUCUAACUUGAAACCUUCAUGUGGGUGUGCGUCUGUCUUGUUUAUUGCUGUGCCAGGCACAAAAUAGGUACUUCAUCAAUAUUUGUUUCAUGGGUGAAAGGGCCUGCUCAGAGUUGAUGAGCUGGAUUAAAGUGACUUCUUAAGGA